Messenger RNA from Phoenix dactylifera (date palm), 2059 nucleotides. Lineage: Eukaryota; Viridiplantae; Streptophyta; Magnoliopsida; Arecales; Arecaceae. The record is from RefSeq and is a predicted model, not a curated record.
AGCUUACCGGAGGUGGCUGGAAUUUCGAGAAGGAGAACCAGGGCGAAAACCCUGUUUCCCCCCUUGUCUUCCCCUUGUUCUUGGACUUCCUAGGGUUUCGAAAGCGGAUUGAGAUGGACGGAGAGGAGCUAACGGAAGAGGAAACAGCUCUCUACGAUCGCCAGAUUCGAGUGUGGGGCGUCGAUGCGCAGAAGAGGUUAAGCAAGGCUCAUAUACUGGUCAGUGGGUUGAAUGGCACGGCAGUUGAGUUUUGCAAAAAUAUGGUUCUAGCAGGAGUUGGGAAUUUGACGCUGAUGGAUGAUCGUCCAGUCACAGAGGAUGUUCUUCAAUCAAACUUCCUGAUUCCUCCUGAUGAAGCUUACUAUAGUGGCAGAUCCCUGGAUGAACUUUGUUGCGAGUCUUUAAAAGAUUUCAAUCCAAUGGUCCGUGUUUCAAUAGAAAAAGGUGAUUUGUCACAGUUUGAUGGAGAGUUUUUUGACAAGUUUGAUGCUGUGGUUGUCAGCUGUUGCUCUCUUAAAAUUAAGAAAGCAAUCAAUGAAAAGUGUCGAAGGAGACCAAGGCGUGUUGCACUUUAUGCAAUCGAGUGUAGAGGUUCAUGUGGUGAAAUUUUUAUUGAUCUACAGAACUACACCUACAUCCAGAAAAAGUCUGAUGGUACUGCUGAAUGCCAACUAAAGUAUCCAAGUCUCGAGGAAGCAAUUUCAAUACCCUGGAGGGAUCUUCCAAGGAAAGUGAGCAAAGUGUACUUUGCCAUGAGAGUGAUUGAAAGGUUUGAAUUGUCUGAAGGACGCAAACCUGGAGAAACUUCUAUUUCUGAUCUUCCUUUAAUUUUGAGGCUGAGGAAGGAACUGUGUGAUGCUCAGUCUUUGAGUGAGUCUCAUGUCCCAGUCAGCCUUCUGGAACGAAUGCUAGCAGCUGGAGGAAAAGAGCAUCCUCCUGUUUGUGCAACUUUGGGGGGAGUUCUUGGCCAGGUGAGCCAUUUAUUUAUUGGCUUGCAAGUGGCCUCUACACAAAAUAGUUGGCGAAAGGAAAGGCUUACUGAAACCUGUUCCUGUUUAUCUUCAUCGGCCUAGUUCUUUAUUUUCCUUUGUAACGCUUUGAAUCUUUCGAACCAACAAGUUCAAAGUAGCAAGGAAACACUUUCCUCAAACUGUACACCUAGAGUUAUAAAAUAUCAUAAUGAUAAUAUUGGAUUGGAGAUGAGGAAUUAUAGAGGGUAGGGAACCAGGAGAUUAGGAGAUUGAAGCUAGCAUGGUGAUUGAUAAUUGGAUUACUGAGAAGAUAGAUAGUGGUCUAGAAACUAUUGGUAUAAGAUUCCCUUGGAAGUAAAAGGUUAGCAUUCAUAAGUAAGUCAACUCGCAUUUACUCUAAGGCCUUGCUUGGCUUGUCAUUUAAGCAAAACUUGGAAUAAGUUCUAUUCCUUUCUGUUCUUCUAUAUUCUGUUUUAUCAUGUUUUUGUAAUAAAUCUGAAUCUUUUGUUUAAUUAUGAAUUUGAAUCAAAGUGGAAUGGUUGCAAAUGCUGUUUGAUUGGAUAGAAUACUUGAUAUAGGAUGACCUUUUGAAAAUUGAGAUGAGUGAAGCCUCUCCAAUGAUGGGAAUAGAGUUAUUCGGCUGCCCCCUGCCAAAUAGUUUUGUUCGGGUUAUGAUAGUUAUGUACUCAUUGACUUAAUAAAACUGUUGGCUGAAUAAAAAUAUUUUGUUGUCGUUUGGCUGAAUAAACCCCUUAUUCAGCACUUAUGUCAAGUUUAAUCACAAACCAAACAGAGCCUAAUAGCAUGGAGCUAGCUUGUGAAUUGUGCAGAUGCUCUGUCGUAUGAUAUUAGAGCUUAUGUGCACCCUUCUGCAAAACUGUCCUGGCACCAUGCCUGUAUGAAAUUGCAAACCACCUGCAAGUCUUGGCUGGCAUUCUAAUUUACCCUCAUUGUCGCCAUGCCAUUAGCAAGGGUAUGGUGUGACCCUUGAUCUGGAUUCACCUUAUAGUCAGUAUAGUUGCACAGAGAUACAGUUUCUUGUAACAUUGUCAGUUGUCUAUCAUAUGCAUAUCUGUUCAUUCUUACGU